GCUGCCUGGCGCAGUGGUGCUGCUAACUAGCCGAUCCUUGGUUGCUCGUCAUGGCUGCCUCCAAGCCGAUCGAGCCACAGUCCGGCAGCGGACUACCACGUUGGCAGCUGGCUCUGCUGGUGGGCACUCCUAUCGUGCUGGGAGUCGGCGCUGUGUACUUAUGGAAUCGCAGGAGGACGAAGGAGAGGCGAGGGAAAGGCAGCGGGGAGCGGAUAACACCUGAAGGAAGCGCCAGUCCGGAGCAGGGCCAAGACAGCGCCUCUCGGGCCAACCGAGAGCCGGAGAACAUGAGUCCUUUGGAUCGGGCCCAAGCAGCAAAGAACAAAGGAAACAAGUACUUCAAAGCAGCCAAGUACGAGAACGCCAUCCAGUGCUACACAGAAGCCAUCGCCCUUUGCCCCACUGAACAAAAGGGUGACCUGUCAACGUUUUACCAGAACAGAGCGGCCGCCUAUGAGCAGCAGAAUAAUUGGACAGAAGUGGUACAGGACUGCUCUCAGGCAGUGGAGCUCAAUCCCCGCUACGUCAAAGCUCUCUUCAGGCGGGCCAAAGCGCUGGAGAAGCUGGACAACAAGAAGGAGUGCCUGGAAGAUGUGACAGCGGUGUGCAUCCUGGAAGCCUUCCAGAACCAGCAGAGCAUGUUGCUGGCAGACAAGGUGCUCAAGCAGCUGGGAAAGGAGAAGGCCAAAGAGAAAUACAAGAACCGUGAGCCGAUGAUGCCUUCUCCCCAGUUCAUCAAGUCCUACUUUGGUUCUUUCACUGAUGACAUCAUUUCACAGCCCCUGCAGAAGGGCGAGAAGAAAGACGAGGACAAGGACAAGGAGGGCGAGGCAGCCGAGGUCACCGCCAGCUCCGGCUACCUGAAGGCAAAGCAGUACAUGGAGGAGGAGAACUACGACAAGAUCAUCAGCGAGUGCACCAAGGAGGUGGAUUCGGCGGGUCGAUACACCGCCGAGGCGUUGCUGCUGCGCGCCACCUUCUACCUGCUGAUUGGCAAUGCGACUGCCGCUCAGCCCGAUUUGGACCGGGUCAUCAACAUGCAGGAGGCCAACGUCAAGCUGCGAGCCAACGCACUCAUCAAGCGUGGCAGCAUGUACAUGCAGCAGCAGCAGCCACAGCUCUCCACGCAAGACUUCAACAUGGCGGCAGAGAUCGACACGCGCAACCCUGACGUGUAUCACCACAGGGGGCAGCUGAAGAUCCUGCUGGACCAGGUGGAUGAGGCGGUGGGAGACUUUGACGAGUGCAUCCUUCUAAGGCCCGACUCUGCUCUCGCCCAGGCGCAGAAAUGUUUCGCCCUUUAUAGACAAGCAUACACCGGCAACAACACGUCGCAAGUCCAGAUCGCCAUGGACGGCUUUGAGGACGUGAUCAGAAGGUUCCCCAAGUGCGCCGAGGGCUACGCACUCUACGCUCAGGCUUUGACGGAUCAGCAGCAGUUUGGAAAAGCAGAUGAGAUGUACGACAAGUGUAUUGAACUGGAACCAGACAACGCUACUACAUAUGUACACAAAGGGUUAUUACAGCUUCAGUGGAAGCAAGACCUGGACUUGGGUCUGGACCUCAUCAGCAAGGCCAUUGAGAUUGACAACAAGUGUGAUUUUGCCUAUGAAACAAUGGGAACCAUCGAAGUUCAAAGGGGCAAUCUGGACAAAGCGAUAGAGAUGUUCAACAAGUCCAUCAACCUAGCCAAAUCAGAGAUGGAGAUGGCCCACUUGUACUCGCUAUGUGACGCCGCAUACGCCCAGACGGAGGUCGCCAGGAAGUACGGGCUCAAACCCCCGACGCUGUAACUCCAGACGCCUGCCAGCCCGGGUGAUCCUUUGCUGAACCUAAAUGUGUUAAACAUGCAACUGUCUUGACUCGCAUUGGUUUGUUUCAAUGGGGGGGGGGGAGCGCUGGAUUGUAAGAUUGAAAAAGCAUAAUGAUAUGAUGAAGCUUGGAAAUAUAUGCAGCAUUGUGUUCGGAAUGCAUACUUACUUUUCACAAAGACGGGAAUGGUCUUAUCAUGGACGCCUGUUUCCACCACUGAAAGGAAAAAAAAUAUCCCAGUUGUAGGUCAUAAUUAUCAGAUAAAAUGUCAUAAUUAAGAGUCAUAAUUAUGAGAUAAAAAGUUGAAAUUACGAGAUAAAAGUCAUAAUUACAAGAAGUCAUAAUUGCGAGAUAGUCGAAAUUGCGAGAUAAAAAUGAGAUAAAAAGUCAUAAUUAUUGGGUGAAAAGUCGAAAGUAUGAGAAAUUGAAAUUACGAGAAGUCAAGGAAAGUCGUAAUUAUGAGAUAAGAUGUCAAACUGCGCAUGUGCAUCGUGCCAUGUGACAAAGGCUCCAGUGAAGAAGGCAGCGCGUGGAGUUGAUAUGUCAUCAUUCCACCUUUUUAAUCUUGUAAUUAUGACUUUUUAAUGUCAUAAUUAUGACAUUUUAUCUCAUGAUUUAGCAUUGGGAUAUUUUUUUUCUUUCAGUGGUGGGAACAGGCUCCUUCCAUAUCUUAUGGCUGUAAAGUUUGAAGACCAUACUUUGACACGUCCCACGAUGAUGCUACCUUUACCAUAUCAGUUCCACAUGUAAAAGUAAGGUCUAGUCCGUGUAAUGUCUGUGUUUGUAAUGCUGGGGUUGAUUCAUGGAUAAAGGGCCUCUGUGGAAUUUAGCGUCGGAACCAGGAAGUGUUUUUUUUUUUUUUUUUUUUUUUAAACAUGGGAUUGCCUGUUUUUUUUUUAUAUAUAUAUUUUUUUUGUGCAGCAUGUUCUCAACUUUCUAAAUAAAUGUAAAUGCAAUGCAACACUAGGAGAACCUUCAGUAUCAGACUGACCCAAAUAAGGAAACAAGUUUUUUUGUCUUAAAAGCUUUUGCAAAUGUUGAACGGCCCUUAGAAAGCGGAUACAUUGCUAACACAAUUUCAGUGCUCUAGUACAAUUUCUUUUUCAUUUCAUGUUCUCCAGGGGCAGCCCUGCUUUCUUUACUUCUCUCACAACCUGAGACUUUGUUUGUAGCCUACAUGCAGCCCUCACAAGCUCUUCUUAUGCAAGUGUAUGAUUUGGUUCUCAUGUAGCCUAUGCACACAGAAGAAAAUUAGCCGCUACACAGUAUGGUUUAAUUUUUUUUUUAUUUUUUUUACCAUUACUUGUACCCAAGAACCAAAUCAUGCAUUUGACAUCCUCUUGAUUUUACAGACAGGCACAAACCUCACAUUACAAACUUUUGACUGACAAAUUCCACGUGACAUUCUUCAUCAAUAUGUAUGGUGACCAAAGUGAAAUUGAAUCCUAAUAAAGUUAUGAUUCCUGGAA
Dunckerocampus dactyliophorus (ringed pipefish) is the source of this 3281-nucleotide messenger RNA. It is a transcript of the gene tomm70, whose product is annotated as translocase of outer mitochondrial membrane 70 homolog A (S. cerevisiae). Gene Ontology annotation, molecular function: protein binding. Lineage: Eukaryota; Metazoa; Chordata; Actinopteri; Syngnathiformes; Syngnathidae. The record is from RefSeq and is a predicted model, not a curated record. The transcript has 12 exons. The coding region runs from base 51 to 1793 and encodes 580 amino acids.